AUGGCCGGUGGGGUGGUUCCUGUGGAUUCACCAAUGGCCAAUGCCUUCGCUGGCAACAUCACGCUCUCAGUUAUCAUCACUUGCCUCGUUGCUGCAUCUAGUGGACUCAUUUUUGGAUAUGACGUCGGAAUUUCAGGAGGUGUGACAACAAUGGUACCAUUUCUGCAAAAAUUCUUCCCAGAUAUACUAAGAAAGGCUGCAAGUACUGAAGUAAACAUGUACUGUGUGUAUGAUAGUCAAAUAUUGACAUUAUUCACCUCUUCCUUAUAUCUUGCUGGAUUAGUAUCAUCUCUUGCAGCUAGUCGAAUCACGAUAGCAUUUGGUAGGAGAAACAUCAUCCUCUUUGGUGGAAUUUUCUUUCUUGUUGGUAGUGCCCUUAAUGGAGGGGCUCAAAAUAUUGCCAUGCUCAUUUUAGGUCGUAUCUUACUCGGACUUGGUGUUGGUUUUACAAAUCAAUCUGGACCAUUGUAUCUUUCUGAAAUCGCUCCACCAAAACGGCGAGGAGCAUUCAACGCAGCCUUCAAUUUCUUCGUAGGAAUAGGAGUGGUAGCCGCAGGCUGCAUAAACUUCGGAACCGCAAAGCACACAUGGGGGUGGCGACUGUCUCUUGGCCUGGCCGUGGUGCCUGCGGCAGUUAUGACAUUUGGUGCCUUGCUUAUAACUGACACCCCAAGUAGCUUGGUUGAACGUGGGAAAAUAGACGAAGCCAGAAGAGCCUUGCGCAAAGCCAGAGGAUCCUCCAUCGAUAUUGAACCUGAGUUGGAAGAACUCAUUAAGUGGUCUCAAAUUGCAAAAUCUGUGGAGCAGGAGCCCUUCAAGACCAUAUUUGAGAGGCAGUAUCGACCCCACUUGGUCAUGGCAAUUGCUAUCACAUUUUUUCAACAACUCACAGGGAUUAACAUCGUGGCAUUCUAUGCUCCUAACCUCUUUCAGUCAGUGGGUUUGGGACACGAUACCGCUUUAAUUUCUGCCAUUAUUCUCGGAACAGUCAACCUUGCUUCCAUUGUCUUGGGCACUGCUAUUGUUGAUCGGUUUGGUCGAAGGUUCUUGUUCAUAACUGGCGGCAUAUGCAUGUUUCUUUGCCAGCUUGCGCUGUCCGUUGUGCUAGCAGUGGUAACUGGUGUUUAUGGUACAAAGGAUAUAUCAAAGGGCAAUGCAAUUGUGGUGCUGGUGCUACUCUCUUUAUACGCUGCAAGCUUUGGUGGGUCUUGGGGGUCUCUCACAUGGCUAAUUCCAAGUGAGAUUUUCCCCUUAAAAAUCAGAAGCACUGGACAAAGCAUAGCUAUUGCUGUGCAGUUCGUAACCAUAUUUAUAUUAUCUCAGACAUUCUUGACAAUGUUAUGCCACUUUAAGUUUGGUGCCUUAGUGUUCUACGCUGGUUGGAUUGUUAUUAUGACCAUCUUUAUUAUAUUUUUCUUGCCUGAGACAAAAGGAAUUCCUUUGGAAUCAAUGCACAUCAUAUGGAGUAAACACUGGUUUUGGAGCCGGUUUGUAAAAGAAGCUCCCCAACAGAAUCUUCCAUGA
Messenger RNA from Sphenostylis stenocarpa, 1524 nucleotides. The record is from the annotation of a GenBank genome assembly. Lineage: Eukaryota; Viridiplantae; Streptophyta; Magnoliopsida; Fabales; Fabaceae.